GUGACUGCCCGAGGCCCCUCCUGCCGCGGCGAGGAAGCUCCAUAAAAGCCCUGUCGCGACCCGCUCUCUGCACCCCAUCCGCUGGCUCUCACCCCUCGGAGACGCUCGCCCGACAGCAGAGUACUUGCCGCCCAGCCACGCCCGCGCGCCAGCCACCAUGCUAGGUAACAAGCAACUGGGGCUGUCCGGACUGACCCUCGCCCUGUCCCUGCUCGUGUGCCUGGGUGCGCUGGCCGAGGCGUACCCCUCCAAGCCGGACAACCCGGGCGAGGACGCACCAGCGGAGGACAUGGCCAGAUACUACUCGGCGCUGCGACACUACAUCAACCUCAUCACCAGACAGAGAUAUGGAAAACGAUCUAGCCCAGAGACACUGAUUUCAGACCUCUUGAUGAGAGAAAGCACAGAAAAUGUUCCCAGAACUCGGUAUGACAAGGCUUGUGAUGGGGAUAUUGUUGCAGAGCUCAAGGUGCCCAGGGGAGGGAAGUCAGAGACAGGUGCCUGGUGGGAGGCACCGCCAAGCUUCUAGACUAGGGGAGAUUUCAGCAGAAAUGAGGAUGAAGAAGCAGGCAGAGGAGACCUCUCUUUUCAUGUACUCAUUGUCAAAUCUCUAAACUUCUCUGGAAUAAUAUUUUUUAGCCCAGGUUAUUUGGUGCUCCUUUGACAAUUUUAAAAAUAAUUGAUUUUUAACUUAGAAAUUAUAUAGAAUUUCUAACAUUGUUGGAGUCAGGGGAGCAUAGAGUGAGUCCCUGACUCUAAAUUGAAAUGACCAACUGUCCAUCUCUGGCUGGGAAGAUCUGUAGUUUUUAUACAUGUGGAGUGUCCAGAUAUCCUAGGAAAUGUCCCACGUGGUUUUUACUCCAACUUUCCCAGUUUUACAUGAAGCUGUAGGUAAAUUAGGUGCUCUGGAUUACUUUUUGACAUAUUUUAGUUCAACUUGUGUCACAUAGUGAUUUAUUAUAUUCAAUGAAUGCACGUUGAAUGACAGUAUUCUUAGGAGUUUAUCUGUAGUCUCAGGACUUUCUUGUAGUUUGGGUCUGUCUUGGAAAGAAGUGCCCACCAAUGUCUAAGUGUUAAACAUUGAGCUAAGAUUUUCUGGUGCCUCCUGGACAAGGAGUGCUGCUGAAGAGGAGCCUGGUCCUCUUCCAUCUUCAUAACCUUCUGGCUCUUCAGUCCUUGCUUCCUGUCUCUAACCACAGUAAGAUCAUAGUUCACAGGGUCCACCCACGUCUGUGGCAGCUUGGCUGCCUUAAACCCAGAGUUCUACAAUGUCAAGAACCAAGUUCCCCAGAAGAGGUCACUAGAACACUUGCUCAGUGAGUGUGACUGACAUGUGGCUCUCCAUCAAGUUCUCCCUAGAGACUCAGCAGGGUGACCCGCUGGGCCACCCACCUUCCCUUCUAACCUCCCUCAGUUCUCUUGUGAAAUGGCCAGCCAGCGCGAAGGGUGUUAGUAUAGAGUUGUGAGAUUUGUUUUCUCUAAAGGGAACAACGAUUUGAACUGAGAUAAAACUCCAGUGCUCCUGUCCCUGGAGGAACCAGCCCAGACUUAAAUAGCAAAUGCAAGGGAAACAGGCAGAAAAUUUGUAAGGGUUACCUUUUUUUAAUUAAAAAAUUAUUAUUAUUAUUAUUAUUCAGAGACAAGGUCUCCUUCUGUCACUCAGGCCAGAGUGCAGUGGUGCAAUCAUAGCUCACUGCAGCCUCGAGCUCCUGGCCUCAAGAGAUCCUCCUGCCUCAGCCUGCCCAAGUGCUAGGAUUACAGUUGUGAGCCAUAAUGCCUGGCGAGGGUUGUCUUUAAUACGAAGCAGUAAAUGUCUUUCCAUGUUUCACUGACAUGCAUAUGAUGUUUGCCACAGUAAAAAGUUUAAGGUAGACUAUAUCGACUUACUGUUAGAAAAAUAACAGCGCAGACCUACUUAGAACCUUGGUUUUUUGUCUUUGUUUUGUGGCCCAAGGUCACACAGUUAGUGCAUGAAGGAAAAUUAAUUGCACCCUGAUUGACAGACUCCAUCAUGUGCAGUUAGAAGGAGACAAAACUUGACAGUCUUGAAGUUGCCUAUGAGUGCUAUUUUAUUAAAAAGGUCUUAUUACAGUCUAACAAGUAGCAUCUUACUACAUAAUAAAGCUGGCAGGAAACGGAAGCAUAUUUAGAGUUGAGGAACAAUAACUUUCCUGUUACAGCUUCAUGUGAUUUCUGUAAUUUUGAUUUUCAAAAGAUUGUGGUGUUCUUCAGCUCCUUUGAUACAUACAGAGCCUUUCAAAUGCUCCCUCUGAUGUUUGCCCGAGACGCCUGUCAACAUCGUGGAAUGCUGCUCAGCUGGGGCUGUGCAUAUUGUGCCUCCGCCUCGCGAUCUGAUAUUCCACAUGGCUUCUUAUUUAGAAUGCCAACAGGAGACUUUUCAACAGUUCCCGGUCAUCUUUCACUUCAGAUCUAAAUGUCUCACCCUUGCUAAUACCUCAGGAAGUUGGGCAGCUUCCCUUACAUGCUUUGCUUCUUAUGUUUUACAGGCUUGAAGACCCUUCAAUGUGGUGAUGGGAAAUGAGACUUGCUCUCUGGCCUUUUCCUGUUUUCAGCCCAUAUUUCAUCAUGUAAAAUGAGAAUCCACCCAUCCUACCAAUGCAUGCAGCCAUUGUGCUGAAUUCUGCAAUGUUUUCCUUUGUCAUCAUUGUAUAUAUGUGCGUUUAAAUAAAGUAUCAUGCAUUCAAAA
Molecule: messenger RNA, 2707 nt
Organism: Pongo pygmaeus (Bornean orangutan)
Lineage: Eukaryota; Metazoa; Chordata; Mammalia; Primates; Hominidae
Gene: NPY
Product: neuropeptide Y
Exons: 3
Coding region: 158-529 (123 amino acids)
Biological process (GO): neuropeptide signaling pathway; feeding behavior
Cellular component (GO): extracellular region
Molecular function (GO): neuropeptide hormone activity; neuropeptide Y receptor binding
Source: RefSeq, a predicted model, not a curated record